Molecule: messenger RNA, 387 nt
Organism: Oldenlandia corymbosa var. corymbosa
Lineage: Eukaryota; Viridiplantae; Streptophyta; Magnoliopsida; Gentianales; Rubiaceae
Source: the annotation of a GenBank genome assembly
AUGGAUUGUUACAGGUUUUAUCAUCUGCUGCUCGUCGCCACAAUGCUACUCGUACUCGUCGCAAUAUCAAUUGUUGAUGCUCAGGAUUAUCCUCCAAGGUUCUUAGAAGUGGAUCCAAAGGACUCCGAAAUAAUUGAGAAUGGCAAAUUCGCAAUUGAUGCCCACAAUGUAAAAGAAAACGAGAACCUAGAAUACAGGUCAGUUCUUAGGGCUGAAAAACAAACUUGGCAUCGCUUGAAAUUUAAUCUACUUAUUAACACGACAGGCAAUGCUUUGUAUCAGACCUUCGUUUUAACUGGGUUGGGUAAGGAAACAAAAGAUAAAGAGUUGGGGUCUUUCUGGAAUGUAGAUGAUCCACGCCAUUUUAUUUCUUGGAUUGAUGAAUAA